This is a messenger RNA of Chenopodium quinoa (quinoa), 1886 nucleotides long. Its product is annotated as probable amino acid permease 7. Gene Ontology annotation, cellular component: plasma membrane. Bases 369 to 1766 code for a protein of 465 amino acids. Lineage: Eukaryota; Viridiplantae; Streptophyta; Magnoliopsida; Caryophyllales; Amaranthaceae. The transcript is spliced from 7 exons. The record is from RefSeq and is a predicted model, not a curated record.
UGGGAAAAUUAUGUAUGUAUCAUUAAUGGUAUAUAGAUCACAACUUGUAUUCGUAGAUCAACUAAAUAUAUUUCUUUGAUUUUUGUCGUGAUUUGCAAAAGACAAAACCUGUACGGAAUAUAAAAUUAGCAGCACCAAAAAAUAUGAAAUACUCCGUAGUACUCUGUCUAAAGGCAAUUCUUGAAGUCUGUAUGGUGGAAGAAAGGUUGAGAUUAUUAAACGACAGACAUUUGUGCUAUAAUGGAUGGCUGGAAUCAUAAUGGAAAGCAAUGGACAACUGAAAAAACUGGAAUACUUGACUUGCUUCUACAAGUGUCGAUGAAAUAAAGAAAGCAACUCCAUUCAUAUUCUCAACAAAAUCUGAUCGAAUGGGAGAAGAUGGAGAUAGUAAAAACACCCCUUUAUUACUCCAACAAUCAUCCGGAACACGACAAGGAGGACGACAUCCCCACAAGAGGACUGGGACAUUAUGGUCUGCAGUAGCACACAUAAUAACAGGAGUGAUCGGGUCAGGAGUACUAUCUUUGGCAUGGAGUUUGAGUCAGUUAGGUUGGAUAGCAGGUCCCAUUGCAAUGCUCGUGUUCGCUUUCAUUACACUCCUUUCUGCAUUUCUCCUAUGUAACUGUUACUGGUCUCCUGACCCUGAACACGGCCCUGUCCGAAAUCCGUCUUACCUUGAAGCUGUUUACUCUAAUUUGGGAGAAACCAGGGCUUGGCUAUGCGGUUUCUUUGUUCAUAUUAACUUAUAUGGGAUUGGAAUUGCUUAUACUAUCACUUCUGCUAUCAGCAUCAGAGCAAUACAGGAAUCAAACUGUUAUCACAAGCAAGGGCAUCAGGCAGCCUGCAAUUUUGGGGAUGCCUAUUACAUGUUAAUCUUUGGCUUUGUACAGAUUUUUAUGUCACAGAUACCAAAUAUGCAUGACAUUAAAUGGGUUUCACUAGUUGCUGCUAUCAUGUCUUUCACCUAUUCCCUCAUUGUACUCGGACUUGGAAUCGCUCGUGUUAUUGAAAAUGGUAUGAUUAAGGGGAGCAUAGAAGGAAUACCCACCGCAACUGUCAUGGAAAAAGUAUGGCUGGUUGCACAAGGAGUAGGUGAUAUAGCAUUUGCCUACCCAUACUCCUUGAUUCUUAUUGAGAUUCAGGAUACUCUGAAAUCUCCCCCGUCAGAAAACGAGACCAUGAAGAAGGCUUCCACAAUCUCUGUUGCAUUGACCACCUUCUUUUAUCUCCUUUGUGGAGGAUUUGGUUAUGCUGCUUUCGGAGUUGAUACUCCCGGGAAUCUUAUGACAGGAUUCUAUGAGCCAUACUGGCUGAUUGACAUUGCUAAUGCUUGCAUUGUUCUUCAUCUAGUUGGAGGAUAUCAGGUAUUCAGCCAGCCACUCUUUGCAGCUGUUGAUAGAUGGUUUGCUCAGAAAUUCCCUGACAAUGAAUUUCUCCACCAUUCACACACAUUGAAGCUUCCACUGUUGCCACCUCUUAGAGUGAACCUUUACAGGCUGUGUAUUCGAACAGCUUAUGUUGCAUCCACUACCAUCCUAGCAGUAGCAUUCCCUUAUUUCAACCAAGUCUUGGGGAUCCUUGGAGCUCUCAUCUUUUGGCCUCUGUCAAUCUAUUUCCCCGUCGAGAUGUACUUGAAGCAGAGAAAUAUUGAAGCAUGGACAGGAUGGUGGAUUGCUCUAAGAACUUUCUCAUAUGUUUGCUUAGUGGUUACAAUAUUUGCUCUAUCAGGAUCGAUUGGUGGUCUUGUAAAUGCAAAAUUAAGUUAAGAGUUACCUUAGUAGUGAUCAGUGAAAGGAAACACUGGAAGAUUUGCUUGCAUUGUUGAUAGAUGGUUUGCUCAGAAAUUCCCUGACAAUGAAUUAAGUAGAGGACUGCUAUUCACUUCA